This is a messenger RNA of Ostreobium quekettii, 933 nucleotides long. The record is from the annotation of a GenBank genome assembly. NCBI's taxonomy places the organism in Eukaryota, Viridiplantae, Chlorophyta, Ulvophyceae, Bryopsidales, Ostreobiaceae.
AUGUACGGCGGGCACGGAGGGUGGGUCCGCACCGACGGGAUGGGGAUGGCCGUCGACAUGGGCAUGGGCCGACCGAUGGGCGCCGCAGGGGGAUUGAGGCUCGGGGCUAUGGGCGGCGAUGCGGGCUGGUACGGGCGGCCUGCUGGCGGCUUCCCGGCGAGGCCGGGCGGCCGUGGGGCACCGGCGGGCGGCGGGCGUGCGGCGACCUUCACGGAGGGGAAACUGUUCCUCGGAGGGCUGGACAGCACCACGACGAAGGAGUCGCUGACGAUGUAUUGCUGCCGAUGGGGGGAACUAAUCGACGCCGUGGUGAUGGAGGGGCGAGGGUUUGGUUUUGUCACUUUUGAGGAUCCGAGGAACGCUCAGAACUUCUUGGAGCAUCGCAGUCACGUUAUCGAUGGAAAGGGUGUUGAGGCGAAAGCUGCUGUGCCCAAGGGCACGGGGGGAUCGAGCAACUUGACGAAGAAACUCUUUGUGGGGGGAACGGGAGAAUUGUCAGACGAAGACUUCAGGCUGCAUUUUGAGCGUUUUGGGGAGAUUCAGGACGCAGCGAUUGUCAGGCGAGCAGAUGGGGCAUCGAGAGGCUUUGGUUUUGUGACAUUCAGCAAUGAAAUGUCCGUGGAGAAAUGCCUCGUGCUGCACCAUGAACUGAAUGGCCGAAAGGUGGACCUGCGGCGUGCCGUUCCAAAGGACCAGAUGCCAAUGCCAGGAGGCUUUGGCAUGCCCAUGAGCAUGGGUAGCACAAGGGCUGGCUAUGGUCCCUUGGUAGCAUACGGGGGCACGGCCAUGAGCGAAAUGGCCGCCAUGGGGAGCCACAUUGGAGGCUACCAAAUGGGCGGCUACCCAAUGGGCGCCAUGCCACCAUACUUGCAGGGCUAUGACACAACAUUUGGUCCUCAGGUUCUCAAGCCCCACCGUUUUGCACCAUACUGA